AUGCUAUGUUAUUUUCUUAGUCGUUUUAUCACAAGCAGGUUUUUACUUAAAUCAUUUACAAAUGUCUACCAAACUCAGUCAAGACUCUGUAAUGUUGCUUCAUCUUCAAAGCUAUUGGUAACAUGCAAUGGAAGGAUUGAUAAUUUAAGGAAUUCAUCUUCAGAUGUUUUUCAGCAUUGUGAUCACAUUCGAAUUGAUGACCUUGCAGCUGCUAAACAAAUUGCAAGCAAAAUUGGUCCAGCUGAGAGAGAAUUAUUACUUCAAAUUCUAGUUAAAGAAUCACCAAACUAUACAGAUAUUCACGGUGAAUUACAUAUUGACCAACUCAGACAGUUAUUUACUAUUAAUACAAUCCCGUUUAUUGGGUUUGGAUUUCUUGAUAAUGCAAUAAUGGUUUUGGCUGGUGAAUAUAUUGACCAAUCUUUGGGAACUCUUCUUUGUAUUUCAACGAUGGCUGCAGCUGCUUUAGGAAAUAUAAUUUCAGAUGUAGCGGGUGUUGGACUUGCUCAUUAUGUGGAAGGUUGUAUUGUAAUUGUUCUUUUAGUUGAUCAUUUUUAUUUUUUAGUUUUUGUUACUCGGCUUGGCUUUAAAAGUCCAACUCUUACCUCUAAACAAUUGGAAUCUCGUAAGGCUCGUUUAACUGUAAAUCUGGCAAGAGCAUUUGGUUUAAUUGUUGGUUGCCUUUUGGGAAUGUUUCCUCUUCUAUUUUUUAGUGAAGUGGAUAAAUCAAAAAGUGAAAUUGUUCUCUAA
This is a messenger RNA of Meloidogyne enterolobii, 750 nucleotides long. NCBI's taxonomy places the organism in Eukaryota, Metazoa, Nematoda, Chromadorea, Rhabditida, Meloidogynidae. The record is from the annotation of a GenBank genome assembly.